Molecule: messenger RNA, 2277 nt
Organism: Porites lobata
Lineage: Eukaryota; Metazoa; Cnidaria; Anthozoa; Scleractinia; Poritidae
Source: the annotation of a GenBank genome assembly
AUGUCUUGGUGUUUGGUCGUGGAGAAGUUGAAGAUUUUGAAUUAUUUAAAAGGAUUUGACGUCGCUGGGAGAGCGAUUGCUGCAUUAAAAGAUACUCGUCUUGUGUUUGUUGGAGCCACAGAGGGAAAACAUGAAGAAAUAGCUCAACGGUUAAACAGAUGUGGUGUUCCUUUAAGUUGCUUGAGCGUGAGAGACUUUGUUCAAGACCGAGAAAGUUUAAAGCGGUUGUUUCAGGAAGUGGAUCUUGUAGUUAUGCCUUCAAGAACAGAAGGCUUUGGGUUCAGGGGCACCCAAUGGAUCUGUUCCUCAAAAUAUCUGUUCUUCAGGCAAAUUUUUGCUGGCUGGGAGAUUUGGAAAAAAUAUGUCCUUGGAAAUUGGAAAAUUGUGGGUGUCUGAGGUUAUUUGAUGUGUAGAAUAGCUGCUGUGCGCUAUCUGUCAGAAACCUCUUAGCCCUUUCCCCCCACCCCCAAUGAAGGGGUGAAUUUAGCCCUUGGGCCACAAUAUGGCCUACGUCUGCUGGGAAACUUCCCUGUAAGUCAGGUUGCAGGUUGAAGGUGCACCUUGCUGGCUGGACACCUCUUCAUCAGUUUUGCUGGGAGUGAGGAACAGCUACAUUUUUCCCAGCAGUCUCCCAAAAAAGGAUGAAUAAAGAUGUCUUAAUUCAGCACAUUAUAAGGAAAUAUUGAAACGUAAUCCCAAACAAUUUGCCUUAACGUCAGAGCAAAAAACUCACUCGAACGAUUUCCUUUUGCCUUUCAAUUGCAAAAACUGUUUAGUGUGUGUAAUUUCUUUAUUUCUUAUGCAUUGUACUCACUUUCCGUCUCCUCAGUACCACCUUUUUAUUUUGGAAAUCAGCGCUACCUACAGAUUAGUUCCUUGUCUAGUUAUCUUAUAGCAGGUAACUGUCUAACCUGUAGGUUGUACACUAAUAAUAUUAUAAAAAUGCUGUUCUUUUCAAUAUUAUUUUGAAUUUUUCUCCCGGGUCUAGUUAACUUACUACACCUUGUUUUGUUUGAAACAAGAUGGGCUUCCGUUGGUUUUGUGACACCUGUAUAGCGUACAUCAGUGUAUACGGAUGCUGCUAAAACAGAGCAAAAAGGAACAUAUGGUAAAAAUGGAUAGACUCAGUCAUUAAGAAUGUGUUUUUGAGAAUGAAAGCUCAUUGUUACAUCACCCCGCUCAGCAACGAACUAGUUGAUUUAAAUCUAAUUACUAUCUGAGUAAUUUCACUAAUUAUCAACUUAGUUUCCUCUAAUUGCUCUGAUUCAGUGCAGUCGAAACCUUUGAACUAAGGGUGCAGCGGCCACGUAGUAAUUUUCACGGAGUUAUAAUAACUCCUCUAGUGACGUUAAGUUAACUCCUUACAAUGGAGUUAUUUUUUGGGGAGUUAUUUUAACUCCAAAAAGGAGUUUAAAGAACUCUUUUUCAGGAGUAAAGAUGACCCCAGGUAUCGAGGAGUUAAAAUAACCCCAAAAAAGGAGUUAUCCUGUACCUUAAGUUUUUAUUCCACUUUCAGAGUUAAAGCAACUCCAAAAGGAGUAAAAAUAACCCCAUUUUCGGAUUUAUUUUAACUCCAGAAUGGGAGUAAAAAGAACUCUUUUUCAGGAGUAAAAAUGACCCCAAAUUUGGAGUUAAAUCAGGGGUUAAAGUAAACCCAAAAAAGGGGUUUUCCUGUACCUAAAAUUUUUACUCCAUUUUUGGAGUUAUAAUAGCUCCCUAAAAAUUAACAAUAACUCCCUAAAAAUUACUGUGCAGUUUAUCUGAUAGCAACUGAUAGACCACGCAGCAAGCGUUCAUGUGCAAAAUGUCUAGACGUACAGGAAUACUUGCUUUGUGCCUUUUUAUUGCAAGGUGAAAAGAUUCCCCUUUCUACAUUUUAAUCUGAUAAAAGGCCACCUUUAGACCAUCUGGAAAAAGGGAUAACUAUCAACCUCUUCACCAUCAAAAUUCAACUUAAAAAUGUUUCGGUUUGGUUUUUUCAUUUUCCCGUUCUCCUUUCUCCAUUUCCUGUUCUCAUUUUAAAAUAUCCUAUGAAUUUCGUUCUAGCAUUCAUAUUUCAAAAUUAUCUUUCUGUAUCAAAGUGACUCAUUCAUUCCUAAGAAGUCUGUUCCACCUGAUAUCGAAGACAGGGAUUUCAAAGUUGAAUAUAAAGUUCAAGAUGUUGGGCUGCUUCACGCUGUUACAAAAAGUGGAAAUAUUGAAAUCAUUGCGUCGUUGCUGUCUCAAGGAUUUGAAGUUGAUUCAAAAGACAGGGAAGGUGUAACUCCACUGAUGUAA